AUGUUUCGUCUAUUCUUGUGUUUCGUGCUCCUUGGUGUCGCCGUUGGCUGCCCGUCACCGUUGGGCGACCGUAAUGUGCAAUGCGAUGACGUGUUGGAUUGUAUUUGUGCAAAUCGGAUUGAGUACAGGGAUUGCGUGAAUGGAUUGUGCCUGUACACCGAUCGGGAUCUAUUGGUGCGUGGGCGACGUCAGGAGAGCUCGGCAGAUGUCGACGAAGUCAAUAAGAAGCGU
Molecule: messenger RNA, 231 nt
Organism: Mesorhabditis spiculigera
Lineage: Eukaryota; Metazoa; Nematoda; Chromadorea; Rhabditida; Rhabditidae
Source: the annotation of a GenBank genome assembly